Messenger RNA from Hydra vulgaris (swiftwater hydra), 1648 nucleotides. The record is from RefSeq and is a predicted model, not a curated record. Lineage: Eukaryota; Metazoa; Cnidaria; Hydrozoa; Anthoathecata; Hydridae.
CAUCAAUGCGUUUGCUAAUUAUUAUUGUGAACCAAUCACAAAUAUGUUGAAUAUAUAAGUUCAAUUGUUAUAAAUUCAAAGUUUUGUUCAUCGACAUUCAAUCAAAUCAACCGGCUAUACAUUGAAGGUUGCUUUAGUCGUAAGUACUGCAAUUGUGUAAUCACCUUCAACAACUACUGCAAUUGUGUAAUCACCUUCAAUAACUACUGCAAUUGUGUAAUCACUUUCAAUAACUACUGCAAUUGUGUAAUCACCUUCAAUAACUACUGCAAUUGUGUAAUCACCUUCAAUAACUGGUGUACUACAUUUGUACUACAUUUAUGGAUAAAUUCUCUCCUUGUUUCAUUGAUUUUUGUACUGAAAAAAAAAAUUCACCAGUACAGUUUAUGGUACAUGGUCAAGGUGUUUUUGUGUUUCAAUGUUUUAACUCAACAAAUCUACGCAUUAUGAAUGCUGAUGAAUCAAACGGAAUACUUAUCAAACUGACAACAGAUAAUGUUACCUGUAUUCGUAUUCCAGAUAAUGUUGCAUUACCUGAUCCAACGAAUAAUUCUUUUUUGUCAUCAAAUCAAGGUGUGUAUUAUUGGGUAAGUCUAGAUUCUCAAGAUGAGGUGUUGCGGGUUGGUUUAGGUGAACCUCGAAUCAAGACUGCAGUUUAUACAUACAAAUUUAAAAGUGAUCAAACAUUUCUUGGGCAACUUACUACAAUCUAUUUUGAUGCAGAUGUGAUACCACUACGCUUACUCCGCGACCCAAUAACAAAGACUAUAGCUUUUCUUGUUCGAGACAGUGAUGAUUAUACAAUGGAUGAUAUCGCAUCGGGUUGUGUUAUGCCACGGGCUAACCUUAAUCUUGUAACACAAAGGCUUUAUGAAUGCAUACGUGGUAAGAAAUUUGUUUUGGAUGACGACACAUUUCCUGAAUUUUCAGCUGCAAUUGAGUCUAGCAUUUCCAAUCCAUCCGGAUGGUGCAAUAAGCGUUUACAAGAAAAAAGCAGAGAAUUUAAUCCUGAAACUUCAAUACCAGAAAAUACAUAUCUGCGUAUAACAAUAGGUGGUUAUAAUGGUGAGGCGCCCGGAGUACCUUAUGUUAUGGAAAUCUGGCCAGUGGGGCACUACAGUCCUAUUCACAGCCAUUCACAAGCAAAUGCGAUUAUCCGAGUCUUGCAUGGGUCUAUUAAUGUUGAGAUGUACCCUUAUUUAUGUGCCUGCAAGAGCGGUGUUAAACCUUUUGCCGUUGUAAAUUUAAAAAAAGAUGAUAUUACAUGGUUAAGCCCUACACUAAAUCAAACUCAUAAGUUAUUAAAUUUGCCUACAAACACUUCAAUGUGUGUAACAAUUCAAUGUUAUGCGUAUGAUUUAGAUGAUACGCAACACUACGGUUUUUUUGACUAUAUCGACAUCAAUGGCACUAAACAGCAAUACACACCUGAAAGUGAUAUGGAUUUCGUUGAGUUUAAGACCUUGAUGAAGAAAGAAUACAGCAAAAAAUAAACACGAUUCUAUAAGUUUGUUUAAAAAGUAAACGUGAAUUUCUUAUUUAAAUAAACAAACAAUAAUCAAAAGUUCACAUGAUAUUAAAUUUUUUUUAAAUUUAUAAAAAGUAUUGUAAAAGUUGUGCUUCCAUUUACAAAACUAAUUACUUUUUA